AUGUUGGAAAUAAGUCGAAUUUAUCUUAGUAGUGGCUUAUUAUUGGCUAUUUUUACAUUAAUAUUUCAUAUCAUCGCCAUGGAAUAUCCACGAUGGAAAAUCUAUGAACAUCGUCGAAAUCCUAACGAAACUAUGUUUAUUGGUUUAUUUCAUCGUUGUGAAAAUCGAUUUCUAAAUGGUAUUUUGAAUACAAGUAAAAUCUAUCUUGUUUGUGAUAACAAUAAAUAUUUACCAUCCAAUAAAAAUUUAUCAACCUUGAUACAUAAAGUUCAGCCAGCCGAAGCUCAACGUCUUUGCAAUAUAGCUGGUAAUCCUUAUGAUUGUGAUUAUUCUUCCAUAAACAAAACUUUUAUAUCAAGCACAAUUAUAUCCAUAAUUACGCUUUGUUUAUCGAUUAUUUCAAUCUAUUUACACUUACUUAUUAAUCAAUUUAAAUAUAAAACUCAUGUUGGUGUAGCCAUUACAACUAUAUCGCUUUUAUUUAUUGCAUUUAUAUGUAAUCUUAUCACACUUAUUUUACUUAGUUCAACAAUGUCAUUUGAUUUAUUUGAAUAUCGUUAUAAUUUAAAUUAUCGUUUAAUUGAAAAAAACCAUCGAAAUUCAACUAAUGAUUUUGAGCAAAAUAUUCGUCAAAUAGCUGCUAGUGAUUAUGAUAUUCGACUUGAUUGGUCAGCUGGCUUAGAGAUUAUUUCAUUAAUAUUAUCAAGUUUUACAUUAGUAUCGCAAAUUCUCUAUCUUUUCUCUACAUAUAGAAAUCGUAUCGGUUAA
Molecule: messenger RNA, 768 nt
Organism: Rotaria socialis
Lineage: Eukaryota; Metazoa; Rotifera; Eurotatoria; Philodinida; Philodinidae
Source: the annotation of a GenBank genome assembly